UAGGGCACCUUCAAGUACAGUUGAGAAUCAUAGAUUUAACCCUAACCCUCUGACUGUAACAAAUAAAUGACUCCCUGCCCGAGAGAGGGAUGGGAGCUGGAAGUUGCAUGUUAGCCCCCCUCUCUCAGCCAGCCCUCGCACCCUGGAGAAACACUUUCUCCUAGGCUCUCCUCAGUGCCCUCUCCACCAACCAGGGCUUGAGUCGGAAAGCCCUUUCUCAGGGCAGGGUGGGGGUGACACAAGGGACUGCUAUCCAUUAAUCUCUGGGAGAUUCGAGGCCCAGAGAGGUCGGUGAGGAUAUAGGAUAACGCCACUCCUGGGGCUGUCAGCAGAUUCCCCACCUUCCCCAGACAGGCCCUUCCUUUCCACCUCUGCCCCAUCUCUUCUGAGGACCCCUUCUUGCUGUCAUGGUAACCAGGGGAUUAGGACCAGCCUGGAAGACCCAGAGAGGGAGAUAUGGGAGAGGGUUUAGAGAGGAGGCAGGUGAAAGGAAGAAAUGAGAGGAGGUGAUGAUAAGGAAACGGCUGGGUGGGGGAAAAGGAGACUGGGAGAGGAAGGUGAAAGGAAGGGGGAGAUGAGAGAGAAAGCUCAUCCCUGGUAAGAGAGAAGAGGGAGGGGGAGGAGACACACACAGAGAGAGAGAGAGAGACCUCAACUUUUAUUUAAAAUCAGAGAGCAGUUGUACGCCUGGAGUUGUUGCUAUGGCAACGGCAAAGAAAAGGAGAUAGAGAGCUUGUGAAGCCGUGAAAACCCAAUAGGGGUAAAUGUUUAAAGCCAGGAACAAAAACCAUUCAGAGAUAAUUAAGUAACAGGCUGCAGGUUCCACACUCCUGCCCAUUGUCAGGGGACUGGGCCUGAGAUUCCGGCCCACUUCUACCUCUGCCUUCUCCCACCCUUCACUCCUUUCCCUCACUCAAGACUGAGGAUUUCAAAGCAGCAGCUGGGGACCCCAGCCGUCCCUCUCAUCUGGCCUUCAGUGGGGACUGCCCUCCUCACGCCAGCCCAGCUCCUCAGACUAAGGUUGGACAAGUUUGCUCUCCCUCACUAUUAGAAAAAUCUGGUGCUCGUAGGGGAGAGUAACUUCAGCCAGAUACACGGAAGAUCUGUGGACACUGAGCCCGCGAUGGAGAGCGGAGCCAUCACUCUGUGCGCUGGCUGUUUCCAGGGUCAAGGUGCUCUUCCCCUGGGUGUCCGCCACCCUGCAGCCCCUGCUCUGAGGAGAUGCCUGGUCCUCCAACGGGGACGGGCCUUCUGGUCUGGUGCUGUGUUGGGGGCUGCUUAGCUGUGCUGAGCGCCACCUCUGAUGCCUCUGUCAAUGCCUCUAAGGAGUUUUUCCAGGCUAAUCUUCUCAAGCCUCAGUAUGGCCGAAAGCUAAGCUGGUAUUUUGGGGGUUAGGUAUACUCUACAGAGUAGAUUACAGAUUUUUUUCUUUCUUUUUAGUGCCAAAGUUCUUUCUUUUUAAAAUUAUUCUCACUCAGGCACCUGCCUCCCACCCCAGACAUCCCAACAGCUAGCUUAGCUGUUCCCUUACGUCAUCUCCUCAGGGGAAUAAUCCUUCCAGGGCUGCCUCCCCUACCUUGAGACGCCUCUCCCGAGACAUCGUGAAUAUCAGAGAAGGCCCGCUUGUCCUUUUCCCUCUCAUCUCAGGAUGCAGCUCUGAGCUGGGGCCUAAAACUGCUAAGUUGGAAGAGUCCUGUUUUAUGUCUGCAGCUCUCCCUCCCAUGGUCAUCACCCACCUCUCCAGUUCUUUCCUGCAGAUUCUCUCAGUUUUAUCCUCAGACUAAGCCAGACAGGCAGACAGUCUCGAACUGAGACUGGUUUUGGCUCCUGCAGGAAUUGCUUUUACUGAGCUGAGCAUUUGGCACAGUGCCACCAGCCUGUCUUGAGGAAUGUUCUGAGCACCAGCCCUCUGAAACUCCUCAUGGUGUUUAUGAUAGGGAUUGUUGUGUAGGAUAAGGUUCAGAACAUCACGGCGUCCUUUUAUGAGGAGGUGGAAGUUCUGGGGUAGUACUUUUCCUAAGCCAUCAGUUGGUUUUUAUUUUAUAGGCCCUAUAAAUUGUGCCAUGAAUUUUGAAUUUUCCCAUUUUUGCGUUGGCUGCUUGGAGACUCAACAGUGAGCAGUGUGGUUUAUCUCUGAUGCAGCAUUUAGAAUCUCACGUAAAGCUUAUAGUUUAUUAACUUUACUUCCAUCUCAGUGUAUUUCUUCUUCCUUGUUCUCGUUCUCUGGUUUCCUACCUUCUCCACCCAAGGUUUAGAUUCUUCUUUUAACUUACUUUUUGUGUCAUUGACCAAAUACAUUUAUAUCAUUGCCCUUAUACUUUGCUUCAAGUCUUUCAUGGAACAAGUGAAGUAAUUAAAUGAGUUAAGUUAUGUAAAACAUACUUCAUAGUGUCUGGCAAAUAGUAAGACAGCAAUGAAAAUGUCAGCCGCUAUUUUAAGUAAACGAAUAAUAUGAAUGGUCUCUAAUCUUCCUUCAGAAGCCCUGUAAAGAUGGUCCAGAGGCUGCCGAGAUCUGUCCAGAUUAAAGGCCGUCUGUAAAUAUAGAUAACACCCAGUGGACCCAGUACAAGGGGAAGUUUUCUCAUGGCUAACACCCGGCUAUCCUGAUUUUUUUAAACUUCUUUUUUUGGUUCAAACUUUGGAAUCCAUCAUGGUGAUAAUAAUAAUGAUAAUAAUCAGAUUUGCCUUGCUUAUUAGGGUUGACUCGGACUGCUAUUUAAAUGAGUUUCUAAUUCCCUGCUCACACCAAGACUGACAACCGAGACAUCCUGGGUGGCAAAGGGACUCAGCCUGCCUGGGAUUAGGAUUUUUCCAUGGACAGCCUCCAAAGCGAAGAACCUGUGCGGACCCAGACCCGCUUCAGCCAGGAGCCAGCUGACCAGACUGUGGUGGCCGGACAGCGGGCCGUGCUCCCCUGCGUGCUCCUCAAUUAUUCUGGCAUCGUGCAAUGGACCAAGGAUGGGCUGGCGCUGGGCAUGGGACAGGGCCUCAAAGCCUGGCCACGGUACAGGGUCGUGGGCUCUGCGGAUGCUGGGCAGUACAACCUGGAGAUCACGGACGCUGAGCUCUCAGAUGAUGCUUCUUAUGAGUGCCAGGCUACGGAGGCCGCCCUACGCUCCCGGAAGGCCAAACUCACCGUUCUCAUUCCCCCAGAGGACACCAAGAUUGACGGUGGCCCAGUGAUUCUGCUGCAGGCAGGCACACCGCACAACCUUACCUGCCGAGCCUUCAACGCCAAGCCUGCCGCCACCAUCAUCUGGUUCCGGGAUGGGACACAGCAGGAAGGCGCGAUAGCUAGCACGGAGCUGCUGAAGGAUGGGAAAAGGGAGACCACCAUCAGCCAGCUGCUCAUUAACCCCACAGACCUGGAUAUUGGGCGCGUGUUCACCUGCCGCAGCAUGAACGAAGCCAUCCCUAGUGGCAAGGAGACCUCCAUUGAGCUGGACGUGCACCAUCCUCCUACUGUGACCCUGUCCAUCGAGCCUCAGACAGUGCAGGAGGGCGAACGUGUGGUCUUCACAUGCCAGGCCACAGCCAACCCUGAGAUCCUGGGCUACAGAUGGGCCAAGGGGGGUUUCUUGAUUGAAGAUGCCCAUGAGAGUCGCUAUGAGACGAAUGUCGAUUAUUCCUUCUUCACGGAGCCUGUGUCUUGUGAGGUCCACAACAAAGUGGGGAGCACCAAUGUCAGCACUUUAGUAAAUGUUCACUUUGCCCCCCGGAUUGUAGUGGACCCCAAGCCCACAACCACAGACAUUGGCUCUGAUGUGACUCUCACCUGUGUCUGGGUUGGGAAUCCCCCCCUGACCCUUACUUGGACCAAAAAGGACUCGAAUAUGGGGUCCCGACCUCCUGGCUCCCCACCCGAGGCUGCUCUCUCUGCCCAGGUCCUGAGUAACAGCAACCAGCUGCUGCUGAAGUCUGUGACCCAGGCAGAUGCCGGCACCUACACUUGCCGCGCCAUUGUGCCUCGGAUUGGAGUAGCCGAGCGGGAGGUGCCACUGUAUGUGAACGGGCCCCCCAUUAUCUCCAGCGAAGCGGUACAGUACGCUGUGAGGGGUGAUGGCGGCAAGGUGGAGUGCUUCAUCGGGAGCACACCGCCCCCAGACCGCAUUGCAUGGGCAUGGAAGGAGAACUUCUUGGAGGCGGGGACGCUGGAACGCUACACGGUGGAGAGGACCAACUCGGGCAGCGGAGUGCUGUCCACUCUCACCAUCAACAACGUCAUGGAGGCUGACUUCCAGACCCACUACAACUGCACUGCCUGGAACAGCUUCGGGCCGGGCACUGCCAUCAUCCAGCUGGUAGAGCAAGAGGUGCUACCUGUGGGCAUCAUCGCUGGGGCCACCAUCGGUGCGGGCAUCCUGCUCAUCUUCUUCUUCAUCGCUUUGGUGUUCUUCCUCUAUCGGCGCCGCAAAGGCAGCCGCAAGGAUGUAACCCUGAGGAAGCUGGACAUUAAAGUGGAGACAGUGAACCGGGAGCCACUCACCAUGCAUUCUGACCGGGAGGAUGAUACCGCCAGCGUCUCUACAGCAACGCGGGUCAUGAAGGCCAUCUACUCGUCCUUUAAGGAUGAUGUGGAUCUGAAACAGGACCUGCGCUGUGACACCAUCGACACCCGGGAAGAAUACGAGAUGAAGGACCCCACCAACGGCUACUACAAUGUGCGUGCCCACGAAGACCGCCCAUCUUCCAGGGCAGUGCUGUAUGCUGACUACCGAACCCCUGGCCCUGCCCGCUUUGAUGGUCGCCCCUCAUCCCGUCUGUCCCACUCCAGUGGCUAUGCUCAGCUCAACACGUACAGCCGGGCCCCUGCCUCUGACUACGGCCCUGAGUCCGCACCCCCUGGCCCAGCUGCCCCAGCCGGCACCGACACCACCAGCCAGUUGUCCUAUGAGAACUAUGAGAAGUUCAACUCCCAUCCCUUUCCCGGGGCAGCUGGGUACCCCACCUAUCGACUGGGCUACCCCCAGGCCCCCCCCUCAGGUCUGGAGCGGACCCCAUAUGAGGCGUACGACCCCAUUGGCAAGUACGCCACAGCCACACGGUUCUCCUACACCUCCCAGCACUCGGACUACGGCCAGCGGUUCCAGCAGCGCAUGCAGACUCAUGUGUAGGGGCCAGAGACUGCUGGGGGUCUCUGCGGGGCAGAGGAGAAGGCUUUCACGGCUGUUCCCUGAUAUUCAGGGGCAUUGCUCCUUGUUCCCUUCCUGGACCAGCCUUCCUCCUCCUGCCGAGACAGGUGUGGAGCAGGUCUCCCAGAAACACCCCAUCCCGAGGAUGGUGCUCUGUGCAUGCCCCAGCUGCCUGGGCCUGCCCUUCCUCUUCUUUGGGAGGAGGUGUCUCUUCUGACCUGUGCUCUUGCCUGACCCCAGCAUGGGGACAGGGAAAAUGAAGGUUGGGGAGAGCAGAGGGGGCACUUUUUAGCAUUCCCUUUCUACUCUAUCUCUCUGGUCUCCUGUAAGUGGACAGAGGAGUAUACACAGGUGGGCAGGCUUUGGCCCAGGCUGUGUGAAGUAUGAGAUUGGGUGGCUUUGGCAUAGGCAGACGGAAGGUAGGACAGCUCAACUGGUCCUUUUCUCUGUUGUCUGCGUUCAUGCCCUGGGUGCAUCUCUCCCUUCUCAGAGGACUGCAGAAGAGACUUUGGGUUUAGUUUAGCUCUUGUCUACAGAACAGUCCUUGCACUAACUUCAGCUCGGGUCAAAAUGCCAGUCACUCGGGUGCCACUGUGGACAUCUGUCUGUCCAGAGGGAUCCAGAAAUCACCAGUAGCACUGCCCCUUUUCCUCUUCUGUGCUGGGCCAGCCAAAUAAGCCAGGAUUGUGGUGGAGGACGGCCAUUCCCUGAUGGACCACUGUGUGCUGCAACCACAGCUCCCAGCAUCAACACUAGAGGGAGCCACUCCAGCACCCUCCUUUCCGUAAUGUGCCCAACUUCCUGACUUUUUAGCUCUUGCGCCUUUUGAGGGAGGUUGGGGGUAGAUGGGCUGUUUUUCAAAGGCAACAAAAACAAUGAAAACCUCACUUGGAAAGAAAAGCUGUAGGCAUUCCCCUACCCAAAUACAAAUCCCAGUGGAAAGGAAAGGGGCCUUCUGUUCUUCACCAGGUUCCUAUCAUCCCCUUGUGUCUAAGCACUUUGAAUCCAUUGCACACAUUCAGGUGGUGAGACCUGUCACAUGGACAGGUGGGCUCCAUUUGGGUAGGAAGGGGACUGAGGCCUUUACUGUCCUAUCCUAGGCUCCCUGUCUGUUCAGAGCCCACCAGAAGGCCUGAGAGGUAUUCUCUCCAGACAGGUUUUGGUGUAAGUGUCUUUUUCUUUUUGGACCAAUCAUAUUUCAUCCACUUUCAGUGCCUUGAGUGUCAUGCUUUGGAUGAACAUGCUUGUUGGCGGUCAUGUAGGGGAGCAAGUACUUGUGAGCCUCAGACAGGCUGCCAAGUGUUACAGUGUUAAAGGAGAGACCCAGGGGAGAGUGCUGGAAAUGGCCCUGACAGAGAAGGUAGCUGGAGGAGAACCACAGGCAUUCCAUGCCCGUGCUUCCCUGUCCCACACCCACAUGCACAUGUGCCCACGCAUAUUCCAGCCAUCACGUCUCAGCUGCCACCUUCUGACCAAAGAGUGGGCACUCCAAAGAGAACCUGUGCCCCUGCCCUGUCCUCACCUCCCCAAGAAGCCACAUUUGGAGUCAGCUCUUCUCAUGGCUGCCAACCCUAGGGGAAGGGGCCUCGGUACAAUUCCCAGAAUGCUCCUUGCCCUUUCUUUUUGGUCACCAUUCAUUAGUCAUGUUCGCUUUAAUGAGUUACAUGCUCAUCAGCCACGGGCCAUCACCACUGUUACAGAUGGGUCUGUGGGAUGACAUUCUCAGCCAUCCCCUUGCUAGUAAGGACCAGGUAAUACCCAGAAAAUAUAUAGCUUCAAUUCCAGCCUGGCAGGCAGCCACCACAUCCCCCUCCCCUCCACGCAGUGGGCCCUAUCUGGGCCUUUACAGUAUUCCAGCUGUAGUCAAUCCCUGGGAAAUCAUGCCUUCCUGCAGAGUCCUUUCAGUGGAGUUCAACAACAUGGUCUGUUAAAGAGUACAGGUUCCUGGGCAGAUAGUCACAUGCUAUUUUUAUUUUCAUGGACUCCAGAAAGCCAUGGGUAAUCCAAACACAUUAGGUCUAAAUCUGGUGGCUUUUCGAACAGUUACCCUCCAAAAUACUCAUUUGUUUUGGAUCUGGCCACAUUCUUUUAUUUGCCUCUGGUUGGUUGAAGUAGUCCCUCUCUUCUGUUGAAAAAAUGGAGAAAAGGCCCCAAAGUCACUGAGUAACUCAGCUGGCACCUAGCACCGGGGGAGAAUUGCUGGGACAGGAAGUCUGAUAGAGAGCCGGUUCUGUUCUUUGUCCCGCUACACUUGUGCUGGGACCUGGUAGGUGGUGCACUGUGCAAGGCUCAGGAAAUGUCAGCAAUUCGGGCAGACUCCACCCUCUGCAAAUUAUACACUGCAGUCAGAAUUGAGGUGGGACCUGCCUGUGGUAGUUCAAGGUGCCCUUGAUCACAGAGGUCUGCUGUGAGGCUGUUGUCUUCCAGCAUGGUGGUGCCUCAGUACUUGGUGUCACUUCUGAUGAUAGUAUCUUAGUGGAAGAAACGAGGCUAAGAAGGUGUUCUGAAGCUGCUUAUUACUGAGUGACUUUGGCUCAACCCCCUAGAUUCAUUUCCUGUAAUUUACCGGCCUGUAAAAUAAGGGAAAGGCUUGCCCAAACCUAGAACGUGCUUUCACUGUAUCCAUUUGGGGAGGUGUGGUAGGGGGCUGCUCUUCUGUUUCAAGGAGUCUGGAGCAGUAAGUAAGCAGAGUCGGGGCUGGGGAGCUGAGGGGUUCUUUCCUAUUGGAAGAAGCUUUUCCUACAGGCUUUUCUGUCUUAUCAGAAGUGUGUUAAUUUCCACCAGGAGCCCCUUUACAAACAGCCACUUAUAACCUAGAUGGAAUCAGGUUGUAUGUGCUGCUCCCCACCUCAGUUCUGAUAGGUUUGCAAAGGUGUCUGGGGCCAAGGCAGGGCGUAAUGAGUUCCCUUUACGCAUCCAGAUUGUCAGCACCUAUGGGGGGGGGGGUAAACAGCUACCUUCCACCUGGUCCUCAAAAUAAUCUGCCCCAGGGACAAUUCACCCUUCUCAUCAAGGCAAAGCCAGCAGUUCAAGGAACCUUGAACCAGAAGUGAGGGAGCACAUUGGACAUGCAGCUCGUGGACGGACGGUGAUGGGGCACAGAGGUUUUGACAUAAGCUAUGGUUCUCUAAGAGAUUCUUGUGAUUGGGUAAACUGUGACCUCUUUGCUUGUGGAGAGCUGACUUAUACCCUAGUUCCCUCAAGAGUCCAACAGAGUAUGUGUGAAGCAAAAUCCAUCCUAAAUGAGAAAGGAGUAGUGCUGGCCUCUCAAAAAUGUCUAGCCUGAAAUGAAAACAGACCUGCUCUCUAAGUGAUGUGUUGUCUCCUAAUCCCAGCAGUUGCUACCUCCAGAUGAAGCACACUGCAGCAGAACUUCUUGUCCUUGUGCUGUGUUGCUAACCUGUGGGAGUUCUACCAGGAGACACCAGACCUGGGCUUCUUAAAAUGGAAUCCAAUGGGCUGUUUGCACCCUUGACCCAAGUACAAGGCAGUGUUGGGCCAUUGGAAUUUGAAAAGGUACACAUGAAACUGAGACCCACUGGGAGUGAACUGGCUCAACCCUUGUCUUAUUCUGUGACACAGGCAGUUCUGUCCCUUCAGCUGAACUUGGAACUCCCAAGGCCACACUAGACUCUGAAAUCUUGGCUAUCUACCAUGUUAAAGCUGUGUGAUCUGAGCCAUGUCACUGCCCUAUGCCGUUGUAGGCCAAUCUGCAAGUUGGGGAAUCACCAGAAAGAAAUAGUGAAGCUCCUGACCUUGGUGAGUCUGGUGAAGAGGUGACAUUGAAGUGCACAAACCAAGUAAUGUCAUUUAUUUUUGUGAAAAACAUAAAAUUAGCAUCUAAAUGUCCCAUUCUUUCUCCCUGCAUCCCCUCAUCCUCCCAAGGUGUUUCUCCUCUCCUCCAGGCCUGACUCUUUCUGAGUGGCAUUGGCUCACCUUUGGCAGCUUGGUCCUGAUGCUGCACCUCUGGGCUAGUGGAAAGGACUGAGACAUGUGGCUUGAAAUAUCUGGGAGAUGGGAAGCAGAAUCGUAUUUUCUUGCAUCACUGUGAGGCAGCUCCAGGCCCAGUCCCUGGAGAAAUAAUUGCAUAGAAGUUGCAGGCCAUAUUGGGCAAUUUGGGUACAAGCCUGCCCUUAGUAAUAAUAACUCCAGAUGCAUAGAGCUCAUUCCUAUGAGUGUGUUGUUGGCCAUCCUUGGCUUUUGGAUGGCCCUACCCACUGGUCUUUGUGAGGUGGUGGGCCAGGACUUUUUUCCUGGUUUCUAGAGCUCUUCAGACGCAGCCCCUGGGAACACCUGGCUCCUGGGGGAGAUGGCAAUUAAACUCUUGGCACCAUCUUUUUAACAGUAGUGACCCAGAAGAUUUUGCUGCCUCUGCUUUCACCAGGAAGAGGCCCUGGCUCUCUGUGGUCACAUUUUUUACCCCAGCCAUUCCUGGGACUGUUUCUGGUUCCAAUUGAAUUUUCUCCACCCAAUCUCAAUGAUAAAUGGAUCCAUGAUGGUAAACAAAAGGAGAGAAAAAAAUACUAUUUUUGUUAGGACAAACCAUUGUAGAUUUUUAGCAAUGUGUAUCUGUGUGUCCCUCACACCUUUUCCUAUUCUGCCUUUCUUUUCUUUUUUUUAAAAUAUUAUGUACUAUAUUUUUAGUCUCAAACACGCUAUAUAUUAUAUAUAUAUUUAAUUUUUUAUAUAUAUAAAUAUAAAUGUUUAAAAAAGUG
This is a messenger RNA of Cavia porcellus (domestic guinea pig), 9847 nucleotides long. It is a transcript of the gene Kirrel1, whose product is annotated as kirre like nephrin family adhesion molecule 1. Gene Ontology annotation, cellular component: plasma membrane; cell-cell junction. The transcript has 15 exons. Bases 2814 to 5114 code for a protein of 766 amino acids. Gene Ontology annotation, molecular function: cell adhesion molecule binding. The record is from RefSeq and is a predicted model, not a curated record. NCBI's taxonomy places the organism in Eukaryota, Metazoa, Chordata, Mammalia, Rodentia, Caviidae. Gene Ontology annotation, biological process: cell-cell adhesion.